AUGCAACAUCAGCCUCAGCAUGGGGCACACAUACAUACAUGGUUGGCGGCAUCCGGUUUCGGAUUUGCCUGUCACUGUGGCAAGCCACAGGACGCCUGCGCCUACAGAGGGACCAUGGAUGGCUUGCGCUGCACCACCCACAGCUCCAACCACAUACCCCAUAUCCAGUGUAAACCCGAAGGAAUAAGACCGGGAGGCAUGCGGAUGGGAACCACGUUUCAUCAACGGAGCCGGCCCACACUCCUUCACAGGCAAACACAAGCACGCUGUAUUUGGGGAAUCAACCGCACACAAGGCGGUGGCUGGACCGUAGUCCGCUCCACACUGAGUGCAUGGAACCGCUCUUUGAGCCUAGCACGGCCACAAGAACCGUGCACCCCGUCCCCUCCAGCAACGACCAACUGUCUCCUGGAGCCA
Messenger RNA from Dicrocoelium dendriticum, 417 nucleotides. NCBI's taxonomy places the organism in Eukaryota, Metazoa, Platyhelminthes, Trematoda, Plagiorchiida, Dicrocoeliidae. The record is from the annotation of a GenBank genome assembly.